Puccinia triticina is the source of this 2943-nucleotide messenger RNA. RefSeq lists its product as uncharacterized. Gene Ontology annotation, molecular function: protein binding; zinc ion binding; histone methyltransferase activity. Lineage: Eukaryota; Fungi; Basidiomycota; Pucciniomycetes; Pucciniales; Pucciniaceae. The record is from RefSeq and is a predicted model, not a curated record. Bases 1 to 2943 code for a protein of 980 amino acids. The transcript is spliced from 20 exons. Gene Ontology annotation, cellular component: nucleus.
AUGCAUCAUUUAUCCUCUCACAACUCUCAGGUCCCCGGGACGUUCACCCCUUCCACUUCCGUCCACAGUACACGUUUUCUCCCGGAUAUCAUCGAGAGCCGAGCUGCAAACCGUUACGUCGUCCGGUCAACUAUGCCUGGAGCUGUCAAUGGAAAACCCCACACAAACCAAAUGGCCAGCAGACCUUCGAUGCAACCGCGUCCGUCCUCGUCAAUCAACAAUCCCAUCAAAGACACGCCCUCCGAAGUGAUUUCGAUUUCAGACGAUGAAGACGACCAGGUGACGGUAUUGAGCGCGCCCAAGUCAAAAACACACGUCAAACGCUCAUCGUCCACAUAUGAUGUGUCGUCCUGGAAUGUCCGGCCGAAAAGCAAGCAUCAUCAUGGUCAGAAUAGUGUCAAAGAUUCCAGUUCGCGACCGAUCCUUUCUUCGUCCACUAUCCGCUCCAGCGUGGUCGCUCAAAGCCAUGGACGGAAAAACCUCAACACAAACACCUCCAAUCGCCAGGAAUUAUUCAGUAGCUCUCAAUCUGUCGGUCAACAUCAUGCCGCGCUCUCCAAAGGCAAGCAGCCAAUUUUACACGUCAGAGAGCCCCCGAAGGAACAACCCCAGCACGCAAGAACUAGCAACACCUCUCCCUCCAAGGGAAGUACGAAUGCAUCUAAAACUACUCGACCCACGGAUGUUUCAAGUACAGCAAAAUCGGGAGAAUUUCAAAAUACAAAACCAGCACGAACUAUUAAGCCUUCCAAUGAACAAAGUGAUGUUGUCAACAAGCUGCAGAAUUGUUUUAGCCACCGUCCGUCUUCAGGAUCCGGUAGUAGUUCAACCCGCAAAGAUCAAAUCUCUGGCCCAGUCGCAUCAACUCAUUCGAAACCUGCUGCAGACACAUCAAACAGGCGACAUGAAAGUGAAUCUUCCUGGGCUACUUCACAAAUCAAGCAAUCUAUGGCGGCGCUCCAAGCCCAGCGUGACAUAAAUCGUGCAGAACGCGAGCGUCUCCAGUCUCGUGGAAACACUAGCGCGAGUGGAUCUGCCUUGUCUAAAGGUCUUACUACCACGCCUAACACAAAUACACAUUCGGCGAUCGAAUCCUCCACCCCACAUACCGCAUCUGGCAUGUUAUCUGCAACGGCAAAAGUAAAAGACAACACACUGGGCAUGCGUGUCUCGAACCAACAAGACAACUCAUCGUCCAGAGAUGCCAUUGAAGCUAUUUUUAGUGGUAUUUCCAAUCGGCUUGAUACUUCUGAUGCCCCCCACGCUCGAAAGAAAAUUAAACAUACAAAUUCGCUGCAGUCGAAGAAGCCCGAAGACCGUUUUUUGGAGUUAUCCGAUUCAAAUUUUACAGACCCACCCAUUCCAUCCACUUCGUUUCUACCACCACGUCAAAACAUUUCCAAUACCACGUCUUCUGAGCCCGCCCUCCAGCCCAAGAAAGGUAGUUCUACUGGCUUGGUCACCAACAAUUCAACUUCUACCCAUGACAGCCCCUGUGCCAUCCAUCCUGUGGCAUUUUUGCCACUGCCACGAGUCCUACCUAGAACUAGGCCUGUCUCUCCGGAUUGGUCUCAAAUACCCUCUCAUCGGCGACCGUUACAAGGCCGGGAGCGCCCUGGAGAAUUUUCAGACGAAUUACAGAAAACGUGGAUACUGAACAACAAUCCGGAUCUAUCUACCCCCCUCGGUCAACUUAUUUUUACGGAAGAGAUCAACGCCAAUCAAAUGUGGGAAAAUCCUGAAAUUCCCCGAAUCGAUGUGGUCGUGCCUGACGAGGUAAAAGCACAGAUGCUUGAAAAUUUAAAAGCAGAACGUCAAGGAGACAAAACAUCGGGUUUGGAUCAAUCUCUGGCGCCGCCCCUGGAAUUUAUAUACACCGAUCGGCUGGUCUAUCGAAACAACGAGCGACCGAUCCCUCCUAGUUGGCAUUGCAAUUGCCACGGCGACUGUCUGAACAAUCCGAAUUGCGAGUGUCGCGCCUAUCAAACUCAAAUGGUCAAACAAGCUGCCGCAGCAGUCGAUUUGGCAUCGGACGCGGGUGUGCAAUCUUUCGAAGGCUUUGCCUACGUCUCGACUCGUAAAAAUCGACAUACACAUUCCAAGAAACCCGACAAUGGGGACACGGAAGCCAGGUGUAUUGCUGAUAUUUUCAUCCAAAACCGUUUUCCGGUCUUUGAAUGUAAUUCCCGAUGCGGAUGCGACUCUGAUUGUAUCAACAGGACGGUUGGAAGAGGUCGUCGAGAGAAGCUAUCAAUUCAAAAGACGCUCUCCCGUGGUUGGGGUGUCUUUGCUGACCACACCAUUCCUGUCGGUCGACUUGUCACACAUUAUAGCGGCGAAGUGAUUACCGAUGCGAUGUCUGCAGAGCGAGGCCAGCUUAAAUACGAGAAAAUAGGCAGAACGUACAUAUUCGACCUAGAUCCAUGGUGGAUUAAAACCAUCAGCACGCACAAUCUUUCAGAUGAUGGUCUCUUCGUAAUAUCAUCUGAAAGCAACAAAACCUCGGAAACUCAGAGUGUGUCGACGAGUGCCAAUAGUGUUGGCCACCAGAACGCCAACAGAUCCCUUGCCACUUCCUCAUCAACAGCCAAGAAGAAACACAGCAAAUCAAAAAGGCAAGAUGAUGAAGUCGAAUGCAUCUACAGUGUCGAUGCAUUUUUGUAUGGUAACGUAGCUAGAUUCAUGAACCAUUCUUGCAGUGCAAACACUGUCAUUGUGCCUGUUUAUAUUGACGAUGUUGACCCUACUAGACCAAUAUUUGCUAUGUUUGCAAGCAAACACCUCAAAGCGGACAUGGAAAUAACGACAUCAUAUUCUGAUCCGAAUGAGAAUGAAGUCAAAGAGUUAGAUAAGCAGAUUCAAUCGACCAAAGAGAGCCAACUUACUCGAUACGUGGAAUGUAAAUGCGGUGCCCCCAAUUGUAAACGCGUGAUGUUUGCUUAG